Chaetomium strumarium is the source of this 3241-nucleotide messenger RNA. RefSeq names its product GC-rich sequence DNA-binding factor-like protein-domain-containing protein. Gene Ontology annotation, cellular component: U2-type post-mRNA release spliceosomal complex. Gene Ontology annotation, molecular function: nucleic acid binding. The transcript has a single exon. Lineage: Eukaryota; Fungi; Ascomycota; Sordariomycetes; Sordariales; Chaetomiaceae. The coding region runs from base 92 to 2953 and encodes 953 amino acids. Gene Ontology annotation, biological process: spliceosomal complex disassembly. The record is from RefSeq and is a predicted model, not a curated record.
GCCUGUGACGCAAGGUGGCUACGUUUUGACAAAACGCGAUAAACAUCACGCUCAGUUAGCUCUUGCGCCGGCACCCUCACUGCCUAGCAUCAUGGCGCGCUUAGACGAGAUACAGUUCGAUCCAUCACGUCUAAAUAAGGCAAAUGCCGCAGAUUACUCGUCCUCGGAAUCCGAGGCGGACGAGGAAGACGUGUAUUUAAUGCCAUCGCGCAACCCUGACGACAGCGAAUUUGCCGACUAUAACCCCCGAAAGCGCCGGCGAACGGGUCGCGACGCGAAAGAGAGCGCAGCACUAGGCAUAUUUGGAUCCGAGAGUGAGGACGACGGCCCAAGCCGGAAAUGGAAGCACAGAACCCUCCGCAACAAAGGCGUCAGCUUCGUGUCAUCGGGCAAGGGCAAUGCCGGCUCCGACGAGGAAGAUCAAGAUGACGAGGCGGAAGAGGAUAAGGAAUAUGAUGAUGAUGAUCCAGGCGCCGUGCCAGACGAGGCGGCCGAGGAGGAAGAUGAAGACGAGGGGAUGCCCGGGGUCGGACUGGGUUUCAAGGGGGCCGCUGCUGCUCCAGCACCAGGCUUGGGUUGGACACCUCCCACGCAGCAGGCAUUUCCACCUCGAAAGCCAGCUCAGAACCCUAAGCCAUUUGUCAAGUCAAAAGUCGACAGCGCCAACCCGUUGGGCAACGGCUUCACACCAACAUCAGCACGAGGGCCAACUCUACUGGUAAAGGAUGAUGAACCGACAACACCCCGCCCCGCGCUACCGAGCGCUUUUGGCCCAGGGAGAGGUGGCAAGACGAAGAUCAACCCCAACUCGUUUGGGGCUCGCAUGAUGGCCAAGAUGGGAUACGUGGAGGGCAAGGGUCUCGGAAAGGAAGGGCAAGGGCGUAACGUCAUCAUCGAGGCGAACCUACGCCCCCAAGGCGCGGGAUUGGGCGCUGUCAAAGAGAAGACGAAACAAGAGAGAGAGGAAGAGAAGCGACAAGCCCGUCUCCGCGGGGAGGAGGUCGUGGACUCGGAGGAAGAGGAGAAAAAGCAGAAGGCCGCUCGUAGGAAGAAGGCCCUUGCCGGGGGAUUCGGCAGCAGUGCCGGGAGCGGCGCGAGCACCCCAAGGCGGCAGAAGGCGAAGUACCUCACCAUGGACGAGAUCAAGAAGGCUGCUCCGGGAUUGAACAUUCCAGAAGCAUUCACGCCGAUUCUGGAUAUGACUGGCCCCGGAAGGAAGAUGCUCAUCUCGUCUUCUGGGCUGAUGACUCCAACAGGAGGCACCGCACCGGCUGAGUCUGUCGAGGCUGCUGAAGCCCGGAAGCUUGCCAGGCGAGCCCAAACCGAUUUCAUGGCAAUCCUCGAGGAGUGGAAGAGUCUACAAGAGCGGAAGGCCUACAUCGACUUGCAGCUAGAGCAGGAGAAGCAGGAGCUGGACGAGCUCUCGACAAGCUUGCAAGGUAACCAAUCGGCGACAGCGGCGUGCGAGGCCGUGUCUCAGCCAGUCGAGAGCGGUGAGUUGGACAGGAAGGCCGAUCUGAGCUACAGACUUGGCCGUAUCAUCACGGGGCUCGGGGAUGCCAACAGCUUCAUCACCGAGUCCAUGUUACCCCAGAUCAAGGAGGAGGUCGCCUCGCUGGCCGUUUCUGCAAUCCACCCCGUGUUCAACCAAUACCGCCAACUCUGGGAGCCACUCGAAGAGCCUAAGCCCAGCUUUGUGGACGGUCUCAACUCUAUUCGCGACCUGCUCGGUCUAGGACACCAGAACAAGAAGACAUACCGCAGACCGACGGCUACGCCGUAUGAGACGAUGAUGUAUGAACAGUGGCUGAGAACAGUCGCGGCCGCUGUUCGAGAGUGGAACGUACGCGACCCGGAUCCGCUCAUCGCCGUUCUCGAAGCCUGGGACAGCCUCCUCCCCGCCUUCAUCCGCGCCCAGCUGCUCCAGGACAUUAUCCGCAAGCUGGACGAGGCGCUCCAGAAAUGGCAGCCCAAGAAACACACCCACAACCUCCCCCACCGAUGGAUAUUCCCCUGGCUGCCCUACCUCCCCGCCUCCCACCUCGACCCCAAGAGUUCCACAGGCCUGGUCGCGGACGUGCGUCGCAAGUUCCGCCAGCUCAUCGACGCGUGGGACUUCAAGCGCGGCGUGAUUCCCGGUCUGAAGCAGUGGAAGGACGUCCUGCGCCCGGCUUCCGGUUCUUCUUCAUCUCGCGACACGUGGACGCCGCUGGUGAUGAAUCACCUGCUGCCCAACAUGGCGCGCUAUCUGCGCACGCACUUCCGCGUCGAGCCGCAAGACCAGCAGCUGGACGUGCUCGACAAGCUCUUCGAGUGGCUGGACGUGGUCCGGCCCAGCAUGCUCGGCGAGGUGGUGGUGGCCGAGCUGUUCCCCAAGUGGCACGACGCGCUGUACCAGUGGCUGCUGCUCGACGAGGCGAACUACGAGGAGAUCGGCGAGUGGUUCCAGUGGUGGCAGCAGGAGGCGUUACCCGAGGAGAUCAAGGACUUGCCGUCGGUGGUGGCCGAGUUUGAGAAGGGCUCGGCUAUGAUCGAGAGGGCGCUGGAUCUGGGCGAGAACGUGAGGACGGAGCUGAAGCCGCCUGAGCGGGGCCCCGCGCUCAACACGGGGAGAUCCGACAGGCGGAGGGAAAGGGAAAGGGAGGAGGAGAGGCAGCGAAGGAGGCUGGAAGCUGAGAAGCAAGAGGAGGACGCGACCAAGAAGCCGGUCGAGAUCCCCUUCCGGCAGGUCAUCGAAGAGUGGUGUCAGGACAAGGAUCUGCAGUUCAUGCCGGAGCGGAGCCAGGUGCAUGCUGAGGGUCCGCUUUACAGGAUCUCGAUGCCCGGGGCUAAGAGGGGGGUUCUGGUCUACUUCAAGGGCAACAGUUUGUUCGCCCUGGUCAAGGAUCAGAGUCCCACCAAGUUCACGCGGGAGAAUGAGGACGAGUGGAUCUCGCUGUUAAAUUUGAUAUAGAUUAGACAGCUGGGAGGGCGAUGCAGUAGCAUUCAGCAUCCGUUACAGCCGCCCGGCAGGCAGAGAGUAGGCCCUCACCGGGUAUAUUUUGGUGCUAACUGUGUCCGUUAACAUAGACUAGAGUCUUGUCGGCCAAGUGUUUGUUCAGCAGACCUGGUAGGGCUUAACGGGUACUUUUGGCCUGGCCAGAUGUUGCGGCAGAACUGCCCCAUUGUGCUUGGAGGUCGUUAGGGGAAAUACAUCUGGUGGGUUGAAACUUGUCAUAAUCUACCUAUGCCAAGAUUACAG